Molecule: messenger RNA, 5099 nt
Organism: Pectinophora gossypiella (pink bollworm)
Lineage: Eukaryota; Metazoa; Arthropoda; Insecta; Lepidoptera; Gelechiidae
Product: actin-binding Rho-activating protein-like
Exons: 5
Coding region: 127-708 (193 amino acids)
Biological process (GO): positive regulation of Rho protein signal transduction
Molecular function (GO): actin binding
Source: RefSeq, a predicted model, not a curated record
CAUUCAUAAAGUCUGUUAACCAUUGCAAGUCGGCUAACAGUCGCGUACGCACGUGCCCGGACGAUUCGCGCGCUAUUUUCGUACGCUCUUGAGUACUUCGAAAGUUCGUGUUGUGUUCUUGUGAAAAUGAGCGGCAACUUCUUGACGAUCCCCGGGGACGACCCGAUACAGAAGCGAUCUCGGAGUUCAUCACUAACAGACCUGAUAUCUGCGUUUGACAAUAAAGCGCAAGCGCACACAGAUCUACAGAAAGUGACAGCGUUCAGCGGCCAGUUCGAUAAGAACUUCAAACCCACAUUCUCCAAAGAUGAAUACGGAAAACCUGUUCCUGGGUCGAUGACCGAAUAUCGAGGGGCAGAAGCUCAGGCCAGAGUGUGUUCAGAAAUGAAAGAGCUUUGUGAGAUCAUCAAUGAAUAUGGAAAGGCUCCGUGCAAGGGUCUUUUGCCCCCAGAACUGGCGGACGCGACCAGAGUGAUAUCCUUUGGAGAAUUGUUUACCAUAUACACAGUGAUCAAUGACAAACUAGUGGGAUUACUCUUGCGGACGAGGAAACACCACCUCACAUACUUCGAAGGAGAAGUUUUAUUCCAGAAACGUGACGACGACGUGCCAAUAUUUCUAAUGAAACCCAUUCAAGAAGUGCGGAGCUACUGCGACGACAAAGCCAUGCAAGCGAGGAGAUCAGUCUCACCUAUGCCGAACUAUUAAUUAAAAAUUAUAUUAAAGCUUGAUGUACAUAAAGACGACAACGGAAGCAUUCUGGGUCGGGAAUGUCUAUUUUGUAUAUCUGCACACAGAUGGCGCAUUUCUGAGUUACGCGUAGCCAGGGUAUGUUUCCCACGCGUACAACUCUUGUACGGAAUCUGAACACAACGUGCGCGUGCUCUUUGCCACGCGUUCAAAAACCGACAUAUGACAGAAGAACGCGGACUCUAAGGUACGCGGUAUGGACAUGAUUUUUCCGGGACACGCGACUGUUAUACGCGCUGUCCGUACACAGCUCAGUGAGAGCUGUAAUAAUUUUAAUACAAACUUCAGCUUCCCGGCCCGAAACGCUUUUGGUUCCGCCUGUGGUCAGCUUAAUACUUCACCCAACUAUUGAAUAAGAAUUAAGUACGAUAAGUUCAUAGCAAGAAUGUGUUUUAUACCUAUUUGGAUUAAAGUGAAAAGGGAAUGCUUUAUAAACAAGAUUUUCUACUAAGGGUUCUCGUGACUAUCUUUGGCCUGUCAACUCAACCUGUAGGAUUCGUGAACAACCGUUUUCUAUUAAUACUGAAAAUAAGGCCACUCGCCGUAAAGAGACUCGCCGUAGCGAGAGUCGCCGUUCGGAAAGUCGCUGUCAACGCUAUUCGUCAAGUGAAUAAUAUUCAAAGUAAGAAUGAAAUUAUAAACAUUCUUAUGUUAGUAUUGUUACUAGAUUGUCAGUCAAUGCAAAAUUUAUCAUAAGAAUACUUUAACACGUUCACUGUGUAACUGAAAGUUAGAUAUCAACCCCUCUCGUGCAAUGUUAUUUUUCGAUAAAAACAUUGGAAUUUAUGUAAGUACAUAGAUAUUAUACUAUGGCAAGAAAAAAUGUUCCCAUGCAUGAGACAUGCAUACGAGUUUCAAAUUUAUUGCCUCAUAUGUGGUUCAUGUGCAGUGACCAUAACCUGAAUUACACUGUUAAAAAUAAUAAUAGUCGCUAAUAGAGAAAAUUUCGGUUGUAUUAUUUUUGGGAUCAGCUUGUACAUUACCCCACGCACGGCAUCCAAAAUUCCGGGACUCCGUAGGCCCCAGAUAUGGAAACGACAUACAAAUAAUAAUAACAAAUAUCAAUAGACCAAGAGUAGUGCUGUCCUCUUUUUUUAAUUCAAUAAGUUACACGAUUCGAGAUUCCAGGAUUUGGAAACAUUUUUCGAAUACCCGAGCACACAAAUUGAUUACUUAGGUACCAUCACGAAAAUUAAAUGCUUCUUGGUAUCUACCAAUCUUUUUAGCUUUAAUCCAAGUUUUAUGAAACCAAAAUUUCAUCGAUUUAUCCAGUCUAUUUUUAUAAUUUACUUUAUCAUUAUUAGUUAAAGUUUAAGGGAUUAUGGGAUAGGCGCAGAUUAUGAACUAUGUAAAAGAACUUAAGCAACAUACAUGGCUGAUUUCUUAUUUAAAUUAUAUGACAAAAAAACAUAAAACAUACAUAAACAGCCUAUAUACGUCCCACUGCUGGGCACAGGCCUCCCCUCAAUCAACCGGAGGGGGUAUGGAGCAUACUCCACCACGCUGAUCCAAUGCGGGUUGGUGGAGGUGUUUUUGCAAAAACAAGAUGUAAUUAGUUACGUCAUUGGAAUUUAUAGACCAGAUGACCUUUGAUAUUUUUUUAUAAUUGUAUGAACGUAUUUUUGAAAAGUUAAUACUUAAGAUAAAUGAGCUUACAAUUUUCGGUUUUCUUAGAAUUUUAUUCUUGAAAAAAAUAGGAUAAUUAAUUAUCGUGUAAUAUCACAAAGUAAUUUCAUUAAUCAAAUUAAUUCCUACCUUUUUAAAAAGGAUUAAUAGAAAGUUCAAAUGCUCUUGAUUUCAGACGAUUCAAGAAUUUUCGUAACUGGCAAUUGUACGGUAGAUUGGUCACAGUCGUUUUCCGAAAAUGGCAAAUUCCUUGACUGGAAUAAGCUUACAAAGAGAAAAUUUGAACCCGCUGCUCUUGUCAAGCCAGGACGAGCCUGUUAACCAUUCACUUCUGUCCACGCUAAAUUCUUUCGAUCUAUAGAUGGAAUACCCUUACGACGAUUAAUACAAUCCCAAUUGGAUACCCACAUUUUACCGAGCUUUCUGUUAGACCAACGUGAUAGGUAGUGAGCCUUAAAUCGCCUUCUAAAAUAGUAGAGUCAACUGUGUUAGUGAAAAUUACAUUUAACCGGGAAUCGAAGCGGCUGUGUUCCCUGCUUGAGAAUCAACUUGGAGACACCAUGACUGAAUUGAGUGAUAGUAUAAUAAAUAUAAUAGAAUAAGUUUAGCUGGUUGUCUUCCCGGGCCUCUGUGUACAUUCUUCCUACAUGUUGGACUAAUAAAUAUUUAUAAUCACAUAUAUUUUUAUGGCCGAUGGACUGUCACCUUAAGUGACAUCCCAUCAUAAUUAUAUAUCUCGGGACUUCGCAUCAAAAGUGUUUGUAAGUGGUCUUUUUAUAUUUUUUGCCUUUUUUGUGUCAUAAUGGAAAGGGUGAGAUUUUAUGUACGGCUGAUUCAUUUGCAGAGAACACUUUACGCAAUGAUGAUAAAGUAAAUCAUAAAUAAAAUGUCUAUACUAUACGUACGGUCACAAGCAUCAAUAUGCAUACAUUUUGGUACCAUGUCACAUGUUUUUUGUUUGACAAAUUGCACUGGAAGUCUCGCUAAAUGCCAAAUAUGUUAGUGAGACAGAGUUCUACAGUGGGUACAUUAUAUUGCUUAUAACUGUACAAUAAUGUAUUUUUUUUUAUACUGGACAGUAAGUUUACAUAUUGAUAAAGAUUGUGGAACCAUGUAGGUGCGUUUGGGUUCUAAACAUUAUGGAAUUGUUUAAAAGUACAUUUGCAUUGAUAACCAUUAAAUUAGCUUAAGAGACUUAAACUAAAAUAUAAAAGAUAUGUGUAAAGAAGGGACCUUAGAUGUAGAUUUUUCUGUUAUAAGAAUAUAUUUAUUUGCAUCAAAGAAAUGAAAAUUGAUUUUCUGGAUGUUCUUAUUGGGGUUUUUUUUGGUCGCGUUAUAAGUUCUCUUUCAAAAAGCAAAUUAAAAAUAAUCUGUUUAUUGAGCUUCAUUACGUUGCGUCUGUUUGAUAACUUGUUUUGAUAACUUUUAAUUGAAUUGAAAUAACACCAUUUGAAUUGGAACUCGCUUUGAUCCAAAAUUGUGACGUGUUUUAUUUGCGUUAAAAUUCAAGCACUUGAAUAAUAAAUGAGCUAGAAAUGUCGCCUUCUUAUUUAUGUUAUGUUGUAUACUUAUUUCAUUAUGGAAUAAUUCAUUGUGUCACCGCUAUGAAGCUAAAAAAUAUUUCACUCCACACAGUAUAUUAACAUUAAAUUAUAUUUUACAAUUAUGGCCCCUGACGGUUUUUGUAGAUAGGUACUAACAAGAUAAGUAACAUUAUUAUAAAAAUUCUCAAAACGAAAAAAACUAGUCUUUCUAGUCGUAUAGUUAGGUAAGUUUAUUUCGUAACAAAUAUUGUCAUAAUCAUCUCUAAUUAGGUAAGGUAAUAUUUAUUAUUUAUAUUUAAAUAUAAUAAAUGUAAAAAUAAAAUGUUAUUAUAUUCUUACUUAUAUAUAAAUAUUUAUAUUAUUUUAUUUAUUUUUUACUUGUAUUUGCUCCAGUAUAAGAAUACGCUCCAUCAAUUUUGAAGGUUAAAAGUUUGGUUCCCUAUCUCAAAUCUGAAUUUGUUUUUGUUAUAUAUAUCGAUCAUCAAAUUGUGAUAUCAUUACACCCUUAGGUGAAGAAAAAUAUUUUGAAGAAACCGACAUGCUCGAGGAAAAAUCUCCAUGCGUCAAUAAAUUCACACAGUAAAUCGUAGGGAAACUAUAGUAGUCAUUUUUUUUGAUAAUAUAUAAUGUUUAUGUUAAUUAAAAGUAUAAUUUUAGAGUUAGUGAAGAAAUAGCCAGCAAUGAUUAAUAAAUAUGAUAUGUAUAUAUAUACAAUAUACAAUUACAACACGAUUAAUUUUAUUUUCUAAAUAGAUAAUUUAAUUAUUUACAACUCGCAUUACAUAUUUUUUUAAUAAACUGUAAAUAUUAUUAUGAAUAUUAUUUUCCAUCAGGCUACAAAAAUAUCUACUUGAAAAACAUGAAAUAUAGUCAUGAAAUACUGUAUAAUUAUUAUAAUAUCAAUGUUUUUAACCUAAUAUUAUAAAAGGGAAUGAUUAAAUUCCAAGCACACUGAAUUGUAGGUAAUAUAAUUAUAUUAUCUGAAUUAAUAAUUACGAAAUUCAUAUUUAAUUAUUAAACACUUAAUCUCUAUUAAAGUAAAUUACAAUUCAUUUAGUCGUAAAUUUGGAUUGAUAUCUUACCCUUGCCUAUAAAAUGUACAAAAUUAACAAUUAAGUCCUAAGGUUUCUCAUUGUGAUGAAAAUUAUGUAUAAUAAAUGUUGUACGAGUAUUUUAUGA